This is a messenger RNA of Aspergillus terreus NIH2624, 672 nucleotides long. RefSeq names its product putative GTPase activating protein for Arf. The record is from RefSeq and is a predicted model, not a curated record. Lineage: Eukaryota; Fungi; Ascomycota; Eurotiomycetes; Eurotiales; Aspergillaceae. The transcript has a single exon. The coding region runs from base 1 to 672 and encodes 223 amino acids.
AUGCAAACCCCCACCACAGUCGGGCAGGCCAACCCGUUCUUCACCCAGGCGCCGUCCCCUGCGACCUCACUGCAGCCGCAAAACCAGGGCCUCACGGGCCCCCCGACGGUGCCAAAUCCACCACGACAUGCAAACACCAUGCCGACGCUCUCGACCACCUCGCCUUUUGGCCAGCCCUCUCCGUUCCAGCAGCCGUCGCAGCCCCAGCCCGCUCCGCAGCAGCCGGCCUUCGCCUCUCACAAUCCGUUCCAAUCCAUGACCGCGCCGACCACCCCGCAGAGCGCAACGGCCUACCAGCCGCAGUACAGCUUCCAGGCGCCGCAACCCGCGCAGCAUCUUGCUCCGCAGCCGACGGGCCGGGUGGACAAGAACACCAUCCUGUCUUUAUACAGCUUCUCCCCGCCUCAACCACCCCUACCGACAAAUCCGCAACAGCAAGCUCCUGGCCUGACGCAACCAUCGCCUUUCCCCCCGACCAUCAAUGCACCUCAACAACCUCAGCUCCAACCUCAAUCCCAACCAUCAGCCGAUUUCCAAUCCGGCUCUCGAAACCCCUUCUUCACCGCCCCGCCCAAUCCUCCUACCUUUCCCCAGCAACAGCAACAGCAGCACGCACAAUCCCAGCCGCAGGCACAGCUGAUGCCCAGAACUCUCCCUUUGCGACGACCAUGA